AUGAGCACCAAGGACCGCCUCGCUCAGCCGUCUGGCGAGGUUCGGCGGCGGCCGACGUCUGUGUCCGGUCCUGCGCCGGAGUCGCCGGCUGCCAUUCAGGAUGUCUGCUCUUCGGAUGUCUCCGACGGCUCGGAUUCCGAGCAAGCUCCCAGUCUGGUAGACAACAUCACCUACCACGAUGGCGACACCCCGGCUGGCACUGAUCCCGCUGCUGGCAGCUUCCUUUCUGCCAUCGCCUACCAUGUGUCAUCUUUCUUUUGGAUUCUUUCAGGUGGAGCCUUCGCGUACUAUGGCGACUUCCCGGGCGUCAUUAUGGCCCCACUGGAGGCCGGCGUGCAGCCGCAGUUCUUCCUGGCCACUUGCUUUGGAAGCAUCCUCUUUACUUUGUCAAUCAUGCACAUGAUGUUCUUUGAGUCGGCCCCGACCCCACCGCCAGCCGACGGCGCCAAGGCAGGCACAAAGCCUGGAGCCAGCACGGGCGAGCGCCCCCCAUCAACCAUCGCUCGUACCGGGGCUCUGGACCCUGGAGCCAGCACGGGCGAGCGCCCCCCAUCAACCAUCGCUCGUACCGGGGCUCUGGGCCUGUGCGCGGCCAUUGUCUUUGCCCUACCUGCCUUCUGGCCGGUGUACGGUCUAUUGACCGGGCCGCUGCUGGCCUGUGUUGCGCUGGGUGCCAUGCAUGUACUCCUGUACCUGUCGCGCCUGGCCCCCGCCAGCUGGGGGCUAUGA
Molecule: messenger RNA, 729 nt
Organism: Fonticula alba
Lineage: Eukaryota; Rotosphaerida; Fonticulaceae
Exons: 3
Coding region: 1-729 (242 amino acids)
Source: RefSeq, a predicted model, not a curated record